GCCAGUUUUUUUUUUUUUUUUUUUCUAAUAAGAUGACCAAAUGGUUAAUUGUUUGCUUUGGUCACUCAAGUGUAGGAUCCUACCUUAUAUAAAAGUCUAGCUAGAGUCUCUGUUCGGUGACAUCCUUACCUUUCUAAUCAGAGAGUCGGAUUAGAGUUUGCACUAGAUUUGUAAAAUGAUGACCGUAUCUUUGAUCUGGGGGAUUGUGGUAGCAGUGUGCUGUUGUUUGUGGCUUAUUCUUGGAAUGAGGAGAAGACAGAUGGGUGAACCACCUCUGGAGAAUGGGUUGAUUCCGUACCUGGGAUGUGCUCUGCAAUUUGGGGCGAAUCCUCUUGAGUUCCUGAGAGCAAUUCAAAAGAAACAUGGUCCUGUUUUCACCUGCAGAUUGAUGGGAAACUAUGUCCACUUUCUCACGAAUCCCUUGUCAUACCAGAAAGUGUUGUGCCAUGGGAAAUACUUGGAUUGGAAAAAGUUCCACUUCACUACUUCUGCAAAGGUAUUUGGGCACAGAAGCAUUGACCCAAGUGACGGAAAUACCACUGAAAACAUAAACAAAACUUUCAUCAAAACCCUGCAGGGCGAUGCCUUGAAUUCCCUCACAGAAGCCAUGAUGGAGAACCUCCAACUUGUCAUGAGACGUCCACUGGUAGCUAAAUCAAACACGCCUGCCUGGGUGACAGAAGGGAUGUAUUCCUUCUGCUACCGAGUGAUGUUUGAAGCUGGGUAUUUAACCCUCUUUGGCAAAGAUCUUACAGGGCAAGAUGCACAAAAAGCACUUAUUCUAAAUAACCUUGACCACUUCAAGCAGUUUGACAAAAUCUUUCCGGCUCUGGUAGCAGGCCUCCCCAUUCACGUGUUCAAGACCGCGCACCAUGCUCGAGAAAAACUGGCAGAGGGCUUGCGACACGAGAACCUCGGAAAGAGAGACCACAUCUCAGAACUGGUCAGGUUUCUGAAUGAUAUGCUUUACACCUUAGAUGACAUGGAGAAGGCCAAGACACACCUCGCUGUCCUCUGGGCAUCACAAGCAAACACCAUUCCGGCGACUUUCUGGAGCUUAUUUCAAAUGAUUAGGAGCCCUGAAGCACUGAAAGCAGCCACUGAAGAAGUGAAAAAGACCCUAGAGAAUGCUGGCCAAAAAAUCAGCUUUGAAGGCAGUCCUAUUUGUCUGAAUCAAAGGCAACUGAAUGAGACACCAGUGCUAGAUAGUAUCAUCAAGGAGUCUCUGAGGCUUUCCAGUGCCUCCCUGAACAUCCGGACGGCUAAAGAGGAUUUCACUUUGCACCUCCAGGACGGUUCCUAUAACAUCCGCAAAGAUGACAUCAUAGCUCUUUAUCCGCAGUUGAUGCAUUUAGAUCCAGAAAUCUACCCAGACCCUUUGACUUUUAAAUACGAUCGAUAUCUUGAUGAAAAUGGGAAGACGAAGACCACCUUCUACAGCAAGGGAAUCAAGUUGAAGUAUUACUACAUGCCCUUUGGGUCAGGAGCGACCAUAUGUCCGGGGAGACUAUUUGCUGUGCAGGAAAUCAAACAGUUUUUGAUUCUGAUGCUUUCCUAUUUUGAACUAGAGCUUGUGGACAGUCACGUUAAAUGUCCCCCUCUGGAUCAGUCCCGCGCAGGCUUGGGCGUUUUGCCACCACUAAAUGAUAUCGAGUUUAAGUAUAAAUUCAAACAUUUGUGAACAUACGGUUGGCAAAAGAGGACGAGAAAUCACGUGACUGGCCUGCAUCACACCAUCACGUAUCAGUCCCUCUGGACAGUCACAUUUGGCCGUGGUGGCACUGAUUCACAGGUCAACGUGCUUGUAAAUCUUAACAUUUUGGUGACAGUUCCCAGAUGCUAUCUCAGACUGUGCUAGUGAAAAAAACUAGCUUCUAGAAGCACAAUACUUUGUUUUCAUUUGAAUAAGUCAGUGAAUGUUCAUACAGCCAGGGACUGAAGUUCAUUAUUUUCAAAAAAAAAAAAAAAGUCUUUCCUCUCCCCCACCCCCA
Leopardus geoffroyi (Geoffroy's cat) is the source of this 1991-nucleotide messenger RNA. Its product is annotated as cytochrome P450 7A1. The transcript is spliced from 6 exons. NCBI's taxonomy places the organism in Eukaryota, Metazoa, Chordata, Mammalia, Carnivora, Felidae. Gene Ontology annotation, biological process: bile acid biosynthetic process; cholesterol homeostasis; cholesterol catabolic process. The coding region runs from base 176 to 1681 and encodes 501 amino acids. The record is from RefSeq and is a predicted model, not a curated record. Gene Ontology annotation, molecular function: heme binding; iron ion binding; cholesterol 7-alpha-monooxygenase activity.